Messenger RNA from Artibeus jamaicensis (Jamaican fruit-eating bat), 1110 nucleotides. RefSeq names its product chitinase acidic (gene CHIA). Gene Ontology annotation, cellular component: extracellular region. NCBI's taxonomy places the organism in Eukaryota, Metazoa, Chordata, Mammalia, Chiroptera, Phyllostomidae. Gene Ontology annotation, biological process: carbohydrate metabolic process; chitin catabolic process. The record is from RefSeq and is a predicted model, not a curated record. Gene Ontology annotation, molecular function: chitin binding; chitinase activity.
AACAUGGUGGCCACUGCCAAGAACCACCACACCUUCAUCCAGUCGGCCAUCCGGUUUCUGAGGAAGUACAACUUCAAUGGGCUGGACAUUGAUUGGGAGUAUCCCAGCAACCAUGGCAGCCCCGGGGACACCCAGUGACUCCUCGCCGUCCUGCUGAAGGAAAUGUAUGAGGUAUUUGAGCAAGAAGCUGCCCAGAGUAACGAACCCAGGUUGCUGAUUUCUGCGGCUGUGUGGGCUGGUAAAGGGACCACUGAGACUGCCUACCAGACCCCUGAGAUGUCGAAGUACAUGCGCCUCAUCACUGUGAUGACCUAUGACCUCAGGGGCUCCUGGGAGGGCUUCACAGGCAAGAACGGCCCCCUGUUUGCAGGACCCAGUGACCAGGGAGACAACAAAGUCUUUAGUGUGGACUAUAUCAGGAACUACUGGAAGGACAGUGGCGCCCCUGCUGAGAAGCUGAUCCUUGGAUUCCCAACCUAUGGACACACCUUCCUCCAGAGCAACCCCUCCAACCAUGGAAUCAGGGCUCUGACCACAGGCCCUGGCCCCGCUGGGCCCUACACCAGGCAGUCUGGGUUCUGGGCCUACUACGAGAUCUGUACCUCCCUGAAGAAUGGAGCUACUGAAGUGGGGGAGGCUGCUGAGGACGCCCCCUACGCCUACAAAGGCAGUGAGUGGCUCAGUUACGACAACACCAAGAGCUUCAAAUUCAAGGCCGACUGGCUGAAGAAGAACAACUUUGGAGGCACCAGGGUCUGGGCCACCGAUCUGGAUGACGACUUCAUGGGCACUUUCUGACACGAGGGCAGAUUCCCCCUGACCACUGUGCUGAAGGAGGCCCUGGGCCUGCAGAGCAGAAGUUGCACCGCCCCCUGACCCCGGCCCAUCACAACACUAACUCCUCCCAGCAGCAGCAGCAGUGGAAGUAGAAGUGGGUCCGGGAGUGGGAGGGGUAGCCCUGGGGGCACUGGCUUCUGUGCAGACAAAGCCAAUGGCCUCUACCCUGUGGAGGGCAACAGAAAUGCCUUCUGGCACUGCCUAAAUGGUAUGAGGAACUGCCAGGCCGGGCUUGUCUUUGACACCAGCUGCCGUUGCUGCAACUGGCCCUAA